Dermacentor silvarum is the source of this 465-nucleotide messenger RNA. RefSeq names its product evasin P991-like. Gene Ontology annotation, molecular function: C-C chemokine binding. Bases 56 to 382 code for a protein of 108 amino acids. The transcript has 5 exons. The record is from RefSeq and is a predicted model, not a curated record. Gene Ontology annotation, biological process: negative regulation of chemokine activity. NCBI's taxonomy places the organism in Eukaryota, Metazoa, Arthropoda, Arachnida, Ixodida, Ixodidae.
AUCUGGAUCACAACGUAUCGUCUACCUUGUCUCGACUUUUGCGGCAGCUCUCGCUAUGUGCAAUGAUCCGAAGUCGAUUGCACCGAGUAAAAAUAUCAGCGUCGACGUUUCAAUCUCAAGACCCGAGAGCCGGUCUGCGGGAGCUACUUGUACCAUUUACUUCCUUAGCAGUGCACUUAAAACGAGACCUGUUGGAUGCUGCCUUACUUGCACAGGAUUAAAUCGAACACUACCAGAUAAUACUCCUUGCUACGCCCUCCGAACUGAAGACGCUAAAGCGAUAAAACCAUUCGCACAACGAAGUUGCCCCCUGGGACAGUGCCAAAAAGGGGUGUGUUCGCCAACCGGAGAAUACGAGCUGUGUGGAAGUGCUCUAGGAUGAAGUGUGACUUCGUCUCUAUUUGCAUACAUUUCAUCAUGCUCACCAGAUAACCGAAUUUACCGAUUGAAUAAACAUGUACAACG